Nasonia vitripennis (jewel wasp) is the source of this 2937-nucleotide messenger RNA. RefSeq names its product partner of drosha (gene pasha). Gene Ontology annotation, biological process: primary miRNA processing. The record is from RefSeq and is a predicted model, not a curated record. Gene Ontology annotation, cellular component: microprocessor complex. The transcript has 2 exons. Gene Ontology annotation, molecular function: double-stranded RNA binding; heme binding; identical protein binding. The coding region runs from base 712 to 2544 and encodes 610 amino acids. NCBI's taxonomy places the organism in Eukaryota, Metazoa, Arthropoda, Insecta, Hymenoptera, Pteromalidae.
CUGCAUUUUACGCUGCAGCAUCAUGGAUUAAUUCUAGUGUUCUGAUAGUGACUGAUAAUCUCGAGUCCAUGUAUAUUCCAUUAUCCUGUUUACCUGUACAUGGAAUAGGAACGCGCUAAGACCCACUGUUCAGUCUACCGUCGAAACGUUCGACUAUUCGCACCACUGUAACACUUUCUGAUUAAACUCAGUGAAUAAAUUUGAUCAAGUUUCGAAACUUCUGGUAUACUAGGAUUCAUUUGCUAUCCUUUGACUCCUCGCGUUUAGCGCUUUGUCAAACAAACGCAUUUAAGGAUCAAGAAGACGACCUCCACCUCUGAAAUUCCAGGAGGAAUUCGAAUCAGCUUCCUGUUGGCGGGUGCCAGCAGAGGGCAGCAACGACCGGGGUCAUAUAACUUCAUGCAGGAAAAGAGGCAUCCUACUUACUAUAUAAUAACCAACAAUGCGUGCGUGCACUCAUAUAUAUAUAUAUAUAUAUACACAUAUACAUAUAUAUCGACACCCAACCUAACCUACGAACUGUAAACAUGCGUCUGUAUCUGCCGAUAUAGGAACAGGUCAGGUGUCAGUAGCAUGAAAAGCCGCUCUUUACCAUUAUCUCCUGUGUUUUACAAAUAUUUUUCAAGGUUUUCUAUUAAAACUGGCGCGAGUAAGUUUGACUUUCGGAUUACUCACGACCAAGAAAAAGAAAAAUAGAUUUAAAGCCAAGUUAUGGAGGUGGACGUGCAGACAAGCGACGUAGUGGUCGAGAAAAAAUCUGAAGAUGACGUUAACUCUGAAGAAAUGUUUACUCAAGAAGAAUCAAUGGAUACCUGUACAGCGACUUUACAGGAAGUACAGCCUUCUCAGAGUAAAGAAAAUGAAAAUCCCCUCAUAUCUGAAGAUGCUACUGACGAUGAUUUGAGACAAUUUGAUGUACUGGAUGAUUUGGAACGCCACACUAAUCAAGAUGGAUCUGAUUCAGACGGAUGUUCAAAUGAUAGCAUGGAUUCAGAUAUACCUGACGAUGAGAUUGAAGCUAUGCUGGAAGAAGGAUUACCAGAUGAAUUUAAAGGAAAACGUUCAGAUAGAAGAUCAGAUAUGCUGUAUGAAGAAAAGGAAAAACUAGUCUUGGAUGAAAUUGGUCACAAUCAUUUUGACGUCUUACCAGAAGGAUGGGUGCAGGUCACCCAUAAUAGUGGAAUGCCUUUGUAUUUGCACAAGCAGAGCAGGGUAUGUACAUUAUCGAAACCUUAUUUUCUUGGACCCGGUAGUGUUAGAAAACAUGAAGUACCAGUAAGUGCUAUCCCUUGUUUACAAUACAAGAGAGCACUGAAAGAAGAAGAAGAAGAAAAACAAAGAGACAAAGAGCGAAUGCAGGCAGCUCAAGCUUGCAGUCUUCCAAAUGCCAAAAUUGAAACAAUUCAGGAGAACAGAGCAACACAAUCUCUUGAUGGUGAAAAUCUUAGAAAUUAUUGCCAAUCACUGUUUAGAUUCAAGUCCAUCAAAGUUAUGCGUUUUAAGUCAUGGUCCCAGAGAAGAAAAUUCACCAAAAACAAAAAGCAGCGUAAACAAUUAGAACGCCCAACAUUACCCGAUGGUACAAAACUAAUCACAUUUCCAGUUGGUAAGAGUGCAGUACAUUCGAGUAAUUCUACGCAAGAAGAUGAGUCGGCUAGUAGGCCACCAAAGCAUUGGAUUAUGAAUCCUUCGGGCAAAAGUUAUGUUUGUAUUUUGCAUGAGUAUGUACAACACGCACUAAAAAAACAACCUACAUAUAAAUUCAAGGAGUUGGAAAAUGCUGCGACACCAUAUUCUGCUGUUGUAUGCAUUAAUGACAUGGAAUAUGGUAGUGGUUUUGGAAGUAGUAAGAAACAAGCAAAAGCAAAUGCAGCUAGAAAAACUUUAGAAAUUUUGAUACCACAAAUGAGGGAUAAGAUUUCUGGUGAUACAACUACAGAUAAUAAUUCUACAAGUUCUAGUCAAACAAUUAAAGCAUCCAAAGUCAAUUCAGAUGCAGAUCUGUCAUUUUUUGAUGAAAUCUCUAUCAAUGAUCCAAGAGUUGCUGAGUUUUGUGCAAAAACCACUGAACCUUUACCUCAUGCAAUUUUAAUUACUUGUUUGCAAAGGAACUUUGGUCUUGGCGAUAUGGAAAUAAAUUAUUCAGUAAACACAUUGAAACAUCAACGUAAUGAGUUUACUAUGAGAGUUGGUAAGCAUGAAGCAACUGUAAUUUGCCGUAAUAAAAAAGAUGGUAAACAGAGAGCAGCUCAGGCUAUAUUACAACGUUUGCACCCACAUAUUCAUUCGUGGGGUUCAUUAUUACGAUUGUAUGGGUCUCGCAGUGUAAAAUCUUUCAAGGAAAAGAAACAGUUGGAACAGGAAAUUACUUUACUCCAAGGAAAAGCAGCAGUGAACCAACCUAAUCAUGCCAUUCUGGAGAAACUUAGGCAAGAGAUGAGGAAAUUGUCCGAUCAAAGACAAGCAGUUAAACCUAUUGGAAAGUUUAUCCCACCAGAUAUGCCUACAGGUUCAUCAUCUAAUUUGGAUAAUGUUGAUUUAUAACAUAGUAUAUGAAACAAAAUUGCAAUUUUUGAACAAUGUUGCUUUAUAAAUAUGUGUAAUAAAUUAAAUAGAAGCUAAAAUUGCAUCAUUUCUGAAAAAUGAUUAACUGUUACUUUACAAUUUUUUUACGAACUAUUAAUAUUUAACUCAUAUAACAAGCAUUUAUUAAACAAUUGUGAUUUUUUGUAACUGAUUACAUAUAAAAGUCAUACAAGUAGUCUAGUAAUAAUUUAAAUAAUCAAAAUCUCUAGAACAUAUAAUAAUUACUUGGAUUUAUAUCCUGUACUUAUUUAGUAUUAUUUUUUUAAAAAGAUUGUACGUUAAAAUUUUAUAACUGUUCUCUAGCAUUUCUAAUAUGUGCAUACAAUACAUAUUUUAAAACCUGAAGAAUAA